This is a messenger RNA of Arthroderma uncinatum, 999 nucleotides long. Its product is annotated as replication factor C subunit 5. The coding region runs from base 1 to 999 and encodes 332 amino acids. Gene Ontology annotation, cellular component: DNA replication factor C complex; nucleus; Ctf18 RFC-like complex. The record is from RefSeq and is a predicted model, not a curated record. Gene Ontology annotation, molecular function: DNA binding; ATP hydrolysis activity; DNA clamp loader activity. The transcript has 6 exons. Lineage: Eukaryota; Fungi; Ascomycota; Eurotiomycetes; Onygenales; Arthrodermataceae. Gene Ontology annotation, biological process: DNA-templated DNA replication; DNA repair.
AUGGCACUCCUUGUUGACAGAUUACGACCGAAGACCCUCGAUGCGCUUACGUAUCAUCAUGAUCUUUCAGCUCGCCUUAAAGCUCUGGCACAAAGCGGCGAUUUCCCUCAUCUUCUUGUCUAUGGACCAUCCGGUGCAGGCAAGAAAACCAGAAUUAUUGCUACUUUGAAGGAGCUAUAUGGACCCGGUGUUGAGAAAAUUAAGAUUGAUGCCCGCGUCUUUCAGACAAGCAGUAACCGGAAGCUAGAAUUCAACAUUGUUUCUUCUAUAUAUCACCUUGAACUCACACCGUCGGAUGUGGGCAACUACGAUCGGGUUGUGGUCCAGGAACUUUUAAAAGAAAUUGCACAGACACAGCAGGUAGAUCAAUCCGCUAAACAGCGAUUCAAGGUUGUUGUUAUCAAUGAAGCAGACCAUCUUUCCAGAGAUGCGCAGGCGGCACUCAGGAGAACGAUGGAGAAAUACAGUCCCAACAUGCGAUUAAUAUUACUUGCCAACACUACCGCCAACAUUAUUGCCCCGAUCCGAUCGAGAACGCUGCUGGUCCGAGUUGCUGCGCCAACGGAGGAUGACAUUUGCCAGGCUCUAAAGCUUGCUGGAAAGAAAGAGGGUUGGAAUGAUUGUCCAGCGCUCAAUAAACGGUUAGCCAAGGAGAGUGGGAGGAAUUUACGCCGGGCCCUUCUCAUGUUUGAGGCAGUUCAUGCGCAAAAUGAGAAAGUAGCGGACGAUACGCCAAUCCCUCCACCAGACUGGGAGGCGCUGAUCUCUGUGGUAGCCGAAGAAAUCAUGGCAGAGCGGUCUCCUGCUAGGAUACUUCAAACCCUCACAUUCAAACUAAUACCGAAAAUUGAUGAUGCUCUGAAGCCUGAAGUCAUUAAAUGGUCAGCCUUCUACGAACAUAGGAUAAAGCUUGGAAGUAAAGUUAUUUUCCACCUUGAAGCCUUUGUCGCGAAGUUUAUGAGGAUUCUUGAAAGUUAUUUGAUGGGGCUCGAUUUUUGA